AGCAAGGGUUCAACAGCGUGUGAAAUAUCACUGGGGCACAGUCAGGAUAUAUAGACGCCUUACUUAGUUCCUUACUACCUUCAAGAUCUACGAGCCACAAACUUUUAUCCCUCCCUUUCAUUCAGAUUGUCCGUCAGAUCCGUGGUUUAUUGACAGCGAUAUCCUCAAAGGUCCAUGCAAAACGGCUAAACAACUUCUGCGACAAACCACAGACAUCAUUCAUUCAUUCACCCGCACUCGACCUUCCCUAUCUACCAACCGAAAUAUGGCUCAUGAUUCUGCGCGAAGCCACAACUAUGAACUCAGACCCCCUCGACAUCUCCCUUGGUCUAUCAUUUUUGGAAACCCCAUGCGAAGUCGCAGAAUACCAUGCUGCCAUGAAGAUCAAGCAGGACAUAUCGCUCGUAAGCAAAGCAUGGAAUAGAUACAUGCAGGAAUACCUCUACGAGUUUGUUUGGAUCAGUCGAGCCAGCCAAGCAAAGGCGCUAGCACUAACCUUGCUUACCCAAUUUAUCGAGGGCAAACCUUCGAGCGGCCACUACAUUCGCCGAUUACACAUGGAAACACCCGUCCUCAUGCGGUGCGCCACGGAUGAUAUCCGUACCAUUCUCGAUUACGCACCCCAUCUCGUCAUCUAUUCUGAUCAUCACUCAGUGAGAUGUACGCGUUACUCGGAGUUUAUCGAUGUGCGCUGUUCCCCGGAACAGAUGGUUUCUGUUCUUGCGAGUUCGAAUAGCAAACUCCGAAAACUUUCUCUCACAAACUAUAGCGAUGACCCAUUCCCAAAACAUGUGUCACCGCUCCUCCGGCGCACUGCAGCUAACCUCGAAUACCUGGAACUUUCAUCGUCCACUAUACCCCUUGUUUCUGGUCACCUCUUCGCAUCAAAAUCCCCCAUUGUUUCUCUUCCUGUACUUCAGUCCCUCAAGCUGACCCUCGACAACACAACAUUCGCGGUGCUUGCGGCAUGGGACAUGCCAAAUCUGCGAAAUGUGUCAGUAGUCUCUUCAGAUUUUGGCUACGCAGGUCCUGGAUUCGCUUAUUUCUUCGCCGCCCAUGGCAAAAAACUACACCAGCUGGAACUGGGACAUUCGUCUUCGCUCGUCGUCGAGCACUACCUAUCACUUCGCCCUCGACCUGUGCAACAGAUUCCAUUAGCAGAGUGGUGCCCCAACCUUAAAGAGUUCAUUUGUUCUGCGGACGCAGAGUGGAACUGGCAGAACCCAGAUUGGAUAGCGCCGCACGUCCUCCUUCCUGGGCACAAGAGCCUUGAAUUCAUUGGCAUCCGAGAUAUAGAUAAGCGCCUCAUGGAUGAUGCAUCUGCUUUCCCUGCAGAUAGGGAAGAUGAAGCGCCAUUUUUCCCAUUGGUGGAGCAAAUCUCGUCACUACUCUUCAAUGACGCCUUCCCAUCUUUGCGGUACAUCCGUGACUUGAGUCGCGCAUCCCAUUCAAUGCGCGUUGGACAGCGUCCCGAGACGCGAAUCUUGAAGUUUUGGGCCAAGAUUCUAGCUCGUUGUGGUGAGCGGAAGGUCUGGCUUGAGGAUUUCCGAGGCGUCAAUAUUACGUUGCGGGAUCUGAAACGGGUAGGGCUCGACCGUAUGGCAGGUGCUGGUAACCUCGCCUAGUUUUUUUUAGUUUCAUUCGCUUCUGUGCUCUCUACAUGCAUACCCUCCUUUCCUUAUCUUCCACUUUGUGUCGGUAUCUAUCUGCGUCACUGUCUGUUUAUCACUGUAUCAACCACUCGUACAUGCAUUCCUGAUUCCCCACAUAACCAUACAUACUACAAAUACCACAGCACUCCUUUCUUGGCACUCUUCACCUUUUCCAUUCACUCUGCGUCCCUCCUAGCAUCUGCCCGCGCACACCUCUCUAUCCUUGCUUUCCGGUUCGUGGAGUUGGACGCCUUUCCAUUGGACAGUCUUUUUCUUGGUCGAGGGUUGUAGCAUAUCACCGCAUCACAUCACAUCAUACAUAUUAUCAUACGCCCGUUUCGUUGUCGUUCGUUCAUUUCUUUUGCUCAUUGGUACUAGUAAGAUGGAAAUAAAACAACAAUUUUGAAGAUUA
This is a messenger RNA of Suillus bovinus, 2064 nucleotides long. RefSeq lists its product as uncharacterized. Bases 273 to 1625 code for a protein of 450 amino acids. The transcript has 3 exons. NCBI's taxonomy places the organism in Eukaryota, Fungi, Basidiomycota, Agaricomycetes, Boletales, Suillaceae. The record is from RefSeq and is a predicted model, not a curated record.